Molecule: messenger RNA, 1115 nt
Organism: Mustela lutreola (European mink)
Lineage: Eukaryota; Metazoa; Chordata; Mammalia; Carnivora; Mustelidae
Gene: CCS
Product: copper chaperone for superoxide dismutase
Exons: 8
Coding region: 122-946 (274 amino acids)
Biological process (GO): removal of superoxide radicals
Molecular function (GO): copper ion binding
Source: RefSeq, a predicted model, not a curated record
CGCGCUCCAGGAGGCGGGGCAAAGCGUGGCUUCUGAAGCUCCACCUCCCCGCUACGCCAUUAAGGUUUUGCGCUUGAGCGGCGGAAUAGUUUAGGUCUUUCGGCCGGUGGCUGGGUCCGGGAUGGCUUCGGACUCCGGGGACCGCGGGACCGCCUGCACGUUGGAGUUCACAGUGCAGAUGACCUGUCAGAGCUGCGUGGACGCCGUGCGCACGUCCCUGCAAGGGGUGGCAGGUGUCCAGAGUGUGGAAGUGCAGCUGGAGAACCAGAUGGUCCUGGUGCAGACCACGCUGCCCAGCCAAGAGGUGCAGGCCCUUCUGGAAGGCACAGGGCGGCAGGCAGUGCUCAAGGGCAUGGGGAGUGGCCUGUUGCAGAAUCUGGGGGCAGCAGUUGCCAUUCUGGAGGGCCCUGGUCCUGUGCAAGGGGUGGUGCGCUUCCUGCAGCUGAGCCCUGAACGCUGCCUCAUCGAGGGGACCAUUGAUGGCCUGGAGCCUGGGCUGCAUGGACUCCACGUCCAUCAGUUUGGGGACCUCACGGGGAGCUGCGACAGCUGUGGGGACCAUUUUAACCCUGAUGGAGCAUCUCACGGGGGCCCUCAGGACUCUGACCGGCACCGUGGAGACCUGGGGAACGUGCACGCUGAUGCUGACGGCCGAGCCAGCUUCAGGAUAGAGGACGAGCAGCUGAAGGUAUGGGAUGUGAUCGGCCGAAGCCUGGUCAUCGACGAGGGAGAAGAUGACCUGGGCCGGGGUGGCCAUCCCUUAUCCAAGGUCACGGGGAACUCAGGAGAGAGGUUGGCUUGUGGCAUCAUCGCACGCUCUGCUGGCCUCUUCCAGAACCCCAAGCAGAUCUGCUCCUGUGAUGGCCUCACCAUCUGGGAGGAGCGAGGCCGGCCUAUUGCUGGUGAGGGACGGAAGGAGCUCGCCAAGCCGCCUGCCCACCUCUGAGCACAGCCUCAGCCCUGGGGUGGGGGCUGUUCUCCCCGCUGAGCACUGUCCGCUUCCAGAGAGAGGGGAGGGAGCCCUGCUUGCCUGGUCCCAGCAGAACUCGGGUACGGGGUGUGAAGGGUCACUUUGAUGUUCCCUUGGCAAAUUAAAGUUUUAUUUUCAUAUGGAA